This is a messenger RNA of Amphimedon queenslandica, 1468 nucleotides long. RefSeq names its product TOX high mobility group box family member 4-like. The transcript is spliced from 8 exons. Gene Ontology annotation, cellular component: nucleus. Gene Ontology annotation, molecular function: chromatin DNA binding. NCBI's taxonomy places the organism in Eukaryota, Metazoa, Porifera, Demospongiae, Haplosclerida, Niphatidae. The record is from RefSeq and is a predicted model, not a curated record. Gene Ontology annotation, biological process: regulation of transcription by RNA polymerase II. Bases 13 to 1377 code for a protein of 454 amino acids.
GACGAUGAUCCAAUGUCUACUCAAACCACGCCCACAGAAGGAGCCCCACCCCCUACAGAGACCACGCCCUACCUCUCCCCCCUCGCCCCUAAUAUUGAUAACAUUGAGACACUGCUAAUAACACUGUUACAAACUCAUACACUCUAUAUUGGUGGGUGUGGCUCUGUGGAGACCACACCCACCACUAACGGCACUAGUAAUGGACCUAUUGAUAGUACUGGUCCUUCCAUUAUUGAUAUAAACCCACUGUCACUGGACACUCUCAGUAAUGAGCAGAUUAAUUAUUUAAUAACUAGUAAUGCUGUGAAUUACGCUUCAAUACAGCAGGCAAUGACCCAGAGAUAUAAUAGACAAUAUAACAUACAGAAAGAUGAUUCUGUUCUAUUGAAUGAAGUUCGUUUACAUUCUCCUUCUCCUCUACCUCAAGCCCCUCCUACUCCAGCCCCGCCCACCCUCAGUCCCGGCACUACCCUCACUAUAACGUCCAACCAGUUGAGAGAGUUACAGUCUCAGUUAUCAUCAUUACUUCAGCAGCAGUCGGCCAGUACUGGAGGGGGCGGAGUCUCAUUAGGGGCGGGGCUACAGCAGCCAUCAAUAGAUGCUAUUAAUCAAUUACUGAAACAUCAAAUACUGAACAUAAUGACAGGGACAACCCCCAGCACUGAUGAGAACACAACUAACAAUGAACCACCACCACCACAGACUACACCUGGUGCUUCCCUCCCUCCUUCAUUCUCCAUUCCUCCUCCUCCUACUGCUACUGGACCCUCUCAACCACACACUACUAAUAACACCACCACUGCUAGUAGUAGUAGUGCUAGUGCUGUUAGUACUGCUGCUGGUGGUAAUGGCACUGGUGCUGGUGCUGGUAAGAAGAAGAAAGACCAGGAGAAGAGGCCUCCCACUGCAUUCAAUUAUUAUUUCUCUGACGUUUAUCAUAAAGUUAUUGAGGAGAAUCCUAAUUUGCCAUUUUCUGAAGUGUCCAAGAUAGUAUCAUCAAUGUGGAAUGUACUAGGACAAGAAGGAAAGAAGAAGUAUUAUGAUAAACAAGAGGAAAUGAAACAAUCUCAAUCUCAUAGGCAGGACACACCCACUACACCAACCACGCCUACUGCUAGUGCCACGCCCACUUUAUCAGUCCCUACUAAACCGACUAACAAGAGACCGAGGAAAGGAAGCAAAGAAGGAACCAAUGAAGAAAUAAUAGUUAAAAGGAGGAAGACUGAUGGUAUGUGUGUUGCUGUUGGUUGCUACAACAUGUCCUCAUAUGAAGAGGAGAGAGGAUACAAGUACUGCUCCAAUGACUGUAUAGUGAACCACUGCAGGGCAGUGUUUAAUGAGUGGGUCUCUGGAAGAAAACAAAACUUAAAAACAUAAAACUGGAGUAUUAUUUACUUCUACACUAACAAUGUAUUAUACACUCAGUCCUCAUUUAUGUAUUUUGUGACUGUUACUAUUAAUAGAUGUA